Cataglyphis hispanica is the source of this 1831-nucleotide messenger RNA. It is a transcript of the gene nord, whose product is annotated as protein NDNF. The transcript has 7 exons. NCBI's taxonomy places the organism in Eukaryota, Metazoa, Arthropoda, Insecta, Hymenoptera, Formicidae. The record is from RefSeq and is a predicted model, not a curated record. Gene Ontology annotation, molecular function: protein binding. Bases 99 to 1820 code for a protein of 573 amino acids.
CGUCGUCGUCGUCGUUGUUGCCGUCCCCGUCGUCAGCGUCUAUUAGAUCGAGAGACCCGAGGGGUGAAAGGGGACCAUCUGGGCUGGCGCGCAUCAUCAUGUCGUGCAUCACGAUCGGCAUCCUCAUGAUACUCGCGUCGAUCACGCGAAGCUGCGACGGUUGCCCUUUCUGCGCCCGGCAACAGCCUUCUUCGGAGCAGCAGCAGCAGCAGCAGCAACAGCAACAGCAACAACAAUUGUACCGGACGAUCGGCAGUCCGAGACCGUUCGGCGCCGACAAGCCGACCCGCGUCCAGGAGUUCAACCGCACCGGCGUGCUACAUCCCGAGUACCAGAUACCGGCGACCAUCAGGCCCGGCAACGUGUCUCAGUUCUAUUACCUGAGCCCACGGGAAGGCCCGCCUCUCACGUUACUCGUUAGCCCGUGCAGCGGCCCGAUAUCUUGGACGGUCAGUUACGUGGAGCCGCCCGAAAACGAUCAGGAAGCGGAAGGAGUAAAGUCUCAAACGCGGUGGCCCGUGAAGACUCUGAAGCCGGGCUCGCCACUCUUCACGUACGUGGGCGCGGACGACCAAAAUUUCACGAUACCAAAGACGCGGGCCGGUCUUUACUGGUUCGAGAUCAAGUCCGUGGAGUCGGCGAGCAACGGCUCGGCGGAACGCGCGCCCGGCACGGUGCUUCUCUACGCGACGUCCAGCGCCCUGGACCACGUACCGGGUGUACUGUACGCGAGCGAGAAGGAACAUCGACAUCGCUCGCUGAGAUUUCAGCAGCGGCGCAGUAAACGGCGCUUGACGAUCUCCUGGAACAAAAGCCACGUAGAUCCUCAUCUGUCAAACUACUGUUUAGCUGUCACCUCGGGCUCGCAGCCGCACCCGUCGACGCUCUGCGCGGCGCAGAAUGUUCUGAAAACUCAUCCGCACUCGGCUCCGAGAACUGGAUCGUCCUCGAAGGAGCAUCACCAUCGGGGCAUCCCGGAAGGUCUGCACUGCGUGCGGCAGACCAAACUGACGCUUCAUAGGAUGAGAUACGACACUACGUACAACUUUACUCUAUACGUGGUGAACACCCGGAAUAACGUUUCCAAUCGGGUCGCCGUCGACGCGAUCAGGUUCAAAAAGACGCCGGAGCUGACGUUACGUACCGGUCAUUAUACUACCGCUAAUUUACGAAAGACGGAUGGUUUCGUCAAUUUCCGUUACCGGCCUCCGGACAACACCUCGAGCACCUUUCACAUACUUCCCUGCGGCGGAGGCAUCGUGAAGGCGAAACUGAGCGGACAAGGGAUAUUACGGGAAAAAGAGGUGGUUGGGUAUGCCUCAUUGCGUGUACCUCCUCUACCACCCGGUAAGACGUACACCUUACGUAUAUCGACCACACCGCAGGAACUAGUUCGAGUAUCCACGAUAAAAGUACUAGCCACACAGGAGUCGUCCACUAUUUAUCCGCAAAUACCAUCUAGAAGCCCGCCGCGCGAGUACCGAUCCCUGAGGACCUGCCACGAGGUGACGAUAGGCGUGGAGCCGGCCGGUGCCGCCAAGUAUUGCAUCCUGGUGAAGGAGCUGCGCAGCUCAUCGUCCCUAACCAGCGUCACGACCGUGCCCGAUCAGUGCGGGCUUCAUCGGCGCAGGCGGUCCGAAUACACGUUCGAGGUAUGCGAGGAGAAGCAUAGUCCUCCAAAGGAUCGCGCACUGCCGUUCACCUUGAGGAGGCUGCAACCGGGCAAAGCCUACCUCCUGCAAAUCACAGCGCAACUCAAGGGUCAGUCCUUGUCCUAUCCUCUGCUAGGUGUGCGCACGCGACGUACCUGCGUAACGUAAUCUACGCGAUU